CGGGUGGGGGCGGCGGGCAGGAUGCUGAGCCGCCUGCAGGAGCUGCGGAAGGAGGAGGAGACGCUGCUGCGGGUGAAGGCGGCACUGCACGAGCAGCUCACCCGGCUUAAGGUGGAGGAGCUCGCGCUGCAGUCCAUGAUCCGGUCCCGGGAGGAGGACCUGGCCGCCGCCCCGAGCGCGGAGGACCCGCAGCAGAUCCUCGGGCAGAUGGACGACGAGGCUGCUAUCAAUCAAACGGAAUUACAGCUGAGUAUUCGAGAUUAUGAAGAGGAGAUGGAAGAGGAGGAGGAAUCGGAUUCUUGAGAGAGAAAAGAGUCAAAAUGUUUUUUAAUACAGACUCAGGAAUUCCUUCUUUGUUCUUGCCGGCAGAUGUUUGUGUUGUGCUGUGUGACAUGCCAGACUCCCAGAGUUGCAGGUUACCUUUGAGGACACAAAUGUCCCAGGCUUGGCAGAUCUUGAAUUAGAUGUUAAAAGAAUGAGAACUUGCUGCACCAGUAUGUAGCAUAAUCCGUUUUGCAAACCUAGUGUGUAGCUUACUACAUCUUUAUACAAGGUAAAAAUCAUUAAUUCAGACUAAUUUAACACAGUGAAAGCAAUAAUUUGUCCGUUCUUAUUUGCUGUUGCUGAAAAACAAAACCAGGCCGCAGAGGCUGGUUGUGAACCAAUGAUUAUAUCAUAACCUCAGCUGCUUAAACUGGAAGUUUAAAGGGAGGCAGUGAGAAAAGAUAUGUCCAGCCUUGUCUCCAGGCUUUCUGCUGCAGUGCUCUCAGUUACACAGACAACUCAACAUCCGUGUCCUGUAAGUGUGACCCAGAGGAGCUGUAUUGUUCUCUCAGCAGGAGCAGCAGGCAUUGCACUGCUGCCCUGCUGCUGAGUGCAGUAGCAAGGGAGCUCUCUUGUCCCUCCAGGUGCUGUUUUUAAGUACUGUCAGGCUGAUGUAACAGCCACAUUUUUCUUACCUGCUCAUUCAGCAUAGCAGCCAAUGGGCCUUUUAUUCUUCCACAAACUGUAUGGUAAGAAUUAGUCCGUAUUAGUUGUAAUAAGGAACUAAUAUUUUCAGUUUUUAUCUUUUUCCCUUACAGUGAAUUUGUAGUUCAAUGCCAGUCUGCCUUCCGCUUUAAGGAGUAUGAGAAAUUAAAAUUUACUUGGAAAGUGAUGCAAAGUCCCUUCCACAGUGUAUUUAAUGGUAUGGUGACAAGCUUAUACUGCUCCUACAGGUACACAGUGUGUUCUUCCUCCUCGUGGAAUGUGGACACCAAGUGGAGCAGCUGGUUAUUGAUCAGUUCUUAAAGACUUGCUUUGAGGAAUGCAAAAUCAAACUCUGUUAAGCUGAUGAAAAGCAGAUGAGUAAAAAUAAUAUCCUUACCACUUAGUUUGAUAAAGAAAAUAGCCACGGCAAUCCAGGUUGUUCACUGCACAGCCAGCUAAAGGUGCUAUUGCUGUCUCUGGUAUUAACAGCUCAGAAAAUCAACCAUUAUCUGGAGUUUGCUUUUAAGAGCAGGAAAAGAACUUAGGAAAGCAUCCAGUAUCCUGGGUGUCAUCAGAGCACUUGAUUCAACCUCCACCACGUUCCUGCCACUGUUUGAAGAGAAAUUAUUUGGCUUGUAGCUAUAGGAACGUAAUUCCAGUUUCAUCCUGUACUAAAGACUAAUUGUUUUUCUGACAAGCCUGGAUGUCUUAAUGAAAGAGCUUAGAAUGUGAAUUCAAAACACUUGGCAAAGCCUUCCUGAGGCUUGCAGGAGAAAAAUAAAAUGUCUGAGCAAGAAA
Molecule: messenger RNA, 1767 nt
Organism: Lagopus leucura (white-tailed ptarmigan)
Lineage: Eukaryota; Metazoa; Chordata; Aves; Galliformes; Phasianidae
Gene: SNAPC5
Product: small nuclear RNA activating complex polypeptide 5
Exons: 3
Coding region: 22-303 (93 amino acids)
Biological process (GO): transcription by RNA polymerase II; transcription initiation at RNA polymerase III promoter
Cellular component (GO): nucleus
Source: RefSeq, a predicted model, not a curated record